This is a messenger RNA of Acaromyces ingoldii, 1212 nucleotides long. Its product is annotated as DUF1769-domain-containing protein. The record is from RefSeq and is a predicted model, not a curated record. The coding region runs from base 208 to 1131 and encodes 307 amino acids. The transcript has 4 exons. Lineage: Eukaryota; Fungi; Basidiomycota; Exobasidiomycetes; Exobasidiales; Cryptobasidiaceae.
CUUCUUAGGAAGAGGCCACCUCUAGCCUGUCCUCGCAUCUCGCCAUGCAGCACGCAGUGAGAUGAGGAAGACGCGUCCAUCGACGGAGCUUGCCCUGUCCGAGUCCCGACGCCGACCGGGCCGCUGCUUCCUCCACUCUUGAAAAGUGAAGAAGUGAGAGAUAGAUGGACCCUUGGAUUGGUCACCAGGCACGGCAGACACUCCACCAUGGCUCCCUCACUGCGCAUCUCGGCGGGAAAAGACGUCGCCUCGCUCGAGGUCAUCGAGGUCAACAGCACCGAGCCGCACCGUCUCACGUCAGACGCGUUCGAGGGCCUCGUCGCCGUCCGCAUCAAGAACUUCACUGGCCAGGCGCCCGCCGGCAAGGAAGCCAAGAAGGACUCGGCCUACUUUGACAAUGGCCACGCCCAGGGCUGCACCUGGUCGAUCCAGAUCCAGGGCCGCUUCAAGGAGGAGGCCAGCGUCGACGACGUCGAGUUCGGCAACAAGUUCGACCAUGCGAUCCGCGACAAGCUGCCCUGGGGCACGUCGGCCGCCCUCAAGGCCGUGUCGUACAUCGACCCGAGCCUGCGCCAGGACAUCUACGCCGACCAGCCCUGGGCCUUUUCGCCCCUCGUCUGCACCAUGACGCGCAUCCAGGUCGACCGCAUCGCUGCCGCCGAUUCUUCCUCCUCCUCCUCCUCUUCCGACUGGCCCAAGUUCCCCCAGGGCGGGCCCUCGGCCGAGGACGACUACGUGCACGACGACACGUCUGCGCUGCUGGCUGCGCGCGACAAUGUGGCGCAGGUCGAGCCGUCGCUCGAGGCCGACGCCAUCGCCGACCUGGGCACGCUGCGCUCGCUGCGCGGCCACGCCGACGCCAACGCCCACCACAACCGCGCCCGCUUCUUUGGCAACGCCUCGCACCGCGAGCGCCUCAGCUACUCGCCCACCGAUGUCGUCACGGCCGACUUUGCCAAUGGCUUCAUCGACUUCAACACCCUCCGGCUCGAGCUGCCGUACACGGGCGGCAUGGGCUUUGACUUGACGAGGUACUGGGACGGCCAGCCGGUGCGCUACUACUGCCGCAACAAGAAGACAGGCACCGUCUACUUUGUCGUCGAGUUUCAGAUUGCCGAAAAGGACUCGUAGAAUGCUGUGCAUCCAUGCUAUAGAAGCAAGCGAGCGAGCAGAAACUGUCUAAUGGAUAUUGUUCAUCGCAUCAUGCGCUAU